Molecule: messenger RNA, 2891 nt
Organism: Spinacia oleracea (spinach)
Lineage: Eukaryota; Viridiplantae; Streptophyta; Magnoliopsida; Caryophyllales; Amaranthaceae
Product: putative pentatricopeptide repeat-containing protein At3g25970
Exons: 2
Coding region: 302-2737 (811 amino acids)
Biological process (GO): RNA modification
Molecular function (GO): RNA binding; protein binding
Source: RefSeq, a predicted model, not a curated record
AUCAAACUUUCCGUUAUUGUGAAGUACACUAACCUAGUUCUUUUAUUUCCCUCCCUUUUUACUUCCCUAACCACGAUUCUUCAUUUCAUCUCAUACCCUUUUCUCUACGGAGUAUUCAAUUUUUUGAUUCUAAAUUCUUCAAAGCUAAUCAAAAUUGAUUUAGGGUUUUUAUCUAAGUGGUAUGUCCGUGCCGAUUGGCGUUGAUAUGAGCAUAAAAUACUCAGUAAUCAGGUUGAUCACCAUUUGAGUAGCAUGACAAACCACAGAUAAUUUGGAGUUUAUAAGAAGUGGGUUUUCAAGAAUGGUGACGACUAUCCCACAUUGUAAUGUAUUCACUCCUCAAUUUCACCAUUACAGCUUUAAUCGGCAUCAGUUUUUACUUGAGCAGUGUAGGUUUUUCUCUUACCACAACACUAGUCCUACUUAUAUCUCUUGCACUUCUAAGUGCAACCAUACUACUACUACAAUCACACAGAAAAAUCAGUAUAGCUCUUCUGACAAUUCCGUUUUUAAACGCGAUUUUACUCACACGAGCUUGGUUACUGAACCGUCUGUUGAUGAGCUAAUUAAAGAGCUUACUAAAGAUGGAUUUUAUGGUGAUGCUGUUAGACUUUAUAUAGGCAUGUUGGAUGAUGGUUUCAUCCCAAAUGUGUUUCAUUCUUUUCCUAUUCUGAUUAAGGCUAUUGGUGGUCUUUCUGAUAUAAGCUUGACUAGACAAGUUCAUGGCCAUGUGCUGAAGUUAGGUGUGAUGAAGUAUAUAUCUGUUGCAAAUUCUCUUUUAAGCACUUUUUGGAAAAGUGGUGCAAGUGAUGAUGCAAUAAGGUUGUUUAAGACAAUGCAAGAGAAGGAUUCAGUUUCACAUAGCACUAUGAUAUCUGGAUUUUAUCAAUCCAGGCUGUAUAUGAGGUCACUGGAAUGGUUUACACGCAUGGUUUGUGAAUUCGGUACACAUCCCAAUAGGGUAGCUUGCAUUUCAGCUCUUUCUUCAUGUGCUUCAGUUAAGUCUUUGAUACAUGGGAAAGAAAUACAUGCUUUUGUGAUAAAAAGUGGGUUGGAUAUUGAUGAGUUUGUGCUAAAUGGGUUGCUUGAGUUUUAUAUGAAAUGUUGUUUUGUAGGGUAUGCAGAACAGCUUUUUAGGAGCUUUGUUGGGAGUGCAAGAGAAAAUACCGUGUUAUGGAACGUUAUGAUUUUGGGGUAUGUCGAGAAUAGCUAUUACUCACAGGCACUAUUUUCUUUCAUUGAAAUGAUGGUUUUAGGUGUUAAGCCUGAUUCUUCUACCAUGGUUGCUGUUCUUGUCUUGUGCGUAGAGUCCUUAAAUUUAGCUGUUGGAAAGCAAAUUCACGCCCUAAUAAUCAAAUUUGGUUUGGACCUAGAUGUUAGAGUUGGUACCUCACUAAUAGACAUGUACUUUAACUGUGUUAAUCCCGAUUCUGGUUUACAAUUAUUUGACAGUUUCCAUACUCAUAAUUUAGUAAUGUGGGGAACGGUAAUCACAAACUGUGCUCGAUCUGGAUAUUCUAGGAAAGCAUUAGAUCGGUUUGCUGCUGGAUUGGAGCAUGGUUAUCGGGAUUCCGUUAUAUUAUUAGCUGCAUUACGAGCAUGUUCAUCUCUAACAGUCAAGCUUAUAGGCAUGCUGAUUCAUGGGAUGGCAGUUAAAUUAGGGUUGGAAACUGAUACAUAUAUUGGAAGUGCCUUAAUUGAUAUGUACAUGAAAUGCCAAGAUGUACCGUGUGCUCAAAAAGUCUUUUUGAUGUUACCUAUAAAAGAUGAGGUAGUUUGGAGUUGUCUGAUAUCCGGAUAUACUCACAAUGAAUACUUUGAUGAUGCUGUGAGAGCGUUUUACAAGAUGCACGAGCAUCAAAUUCGACCUAAUGCGGUGAUUAUUUCAUGUCUACUAUCAAUUUGUGCACAUUUAUAUUCAAAUUUACAGUGUAAAGAAAUUCAUGGUUAUAUGACACGAAAAGGAUUAUUACAUACCAAUAUUCUUGUGAACAAUUCUCUUGUAGUUUCCUAUGCAAGAUGUGGAAACUUGGAAGGCUCAAGGAGAGUUUUUCAGGGGAUGAAGGAAAGAGAUGAAGUUUCAUGGAAUUCAAUGAUGUUAGGGUUAAGCCUACACGGUCAUGUAGAUGAAAUGCUUGUUUUAUUUACCGAGAUGGUAAAAAAUGGGUUGAACCCUGACCAUCAAACAUUUACUGCAAUUCUUUCUGCAUGUAGUUAUACAGGAAGAGUUGCAGAGGGAUUGAAGUUUUUUAAAAGCAUUACAGAAGAACAUAUGCUUGAACCUAAACUCGAGCAGUAUACUUGUUUGGUUGACCUUUUAGGUCGUGCUGGGUAUGUAAACCAAGCAUAUGAGUUAAUUACAACUAUGCCACUCACCCCGGAUGAUCGGAUUUGGGGUUCGUUGCUUGGAUCUUGUAAAAUCCACGGUGAUGAGAGGUUAGCGGAGAUAGUAGCUAAUCACAUAUUCGAGUUGAACCCUGAUAGUAUUGGGUACCGUGUAUUGCUCGCGAAUUUGUAUGAAGAUUCAAAUAAAUGGAAUGAAGUUACGGAACAGAGAUCGAAGAUUAAAGAUAUGGGACUGAAGAAAAGUCCUGGUUGUAGCUGGAUUGAUGUUAAUAAUCAGAUUCAUGUAUUUACUGCAAAUGAUCAAAGACAUGAUCAAGUUCAAGAUGUUUAUGCUAUGCUUAAAAGAUUGACUAUGGAGAUUGUAAGGGAUGGAUAUAUCCCUCAAUUGUAAUUUCAUGUAAAUGUUUUUGGUGUUUUGUCCAUUUCCAAAAUGGUGGGAUAAAGUAUCAAUUUUUGGGUGUAAAGUAAAUAAACUUGUUUUGUAGAUCAUCAUCCAUGAUAGUGAAAAUUGCAACAAUAUAGUUCAUACGUUAUUUGUGUUAAAA